GCCAAGCUCCUGCCAGGUCCCUCGUGGUGCCGGAGGACAGCGGGGACCCGCCUGCCAGCGCCCUUCCAGCCGGUGGGAAACCUGCCUGAUGUUCCCUCUCUUGUCUUGCAGCCACUUCCAACGGGACGCUGGAUGGCCUGGAGAACCGGGAGGGAGGGGUCUGCCAGACACGCUCCAUGAAGAUUGUCAUGAAAGUGGGGCAGGACCCGAACGCGGUGAUCCCAGAGCAGCUGACGACGAGUCGGCCGAGCAAGGAGUCUGACAACACCGUGAAAAUCGUCACGCAGAGCCCACGCAGCAAAGUCCCCGCGGUGGAGGAGCCCGGCAAGCCGGGUGAGUUUUGCCAGGGACACCCCAGGAGAGGGAUGAUGGGGGGGCUCUUGCCUGCCAGGGCAGGGGGCUGGAGGUUGCCGGGCAGCUGCUCCGAGCUGGGUUUGUUGCGUGGAUCCCAGGGAUACGUCCUGCGCGUCGCUGUGUCCUGCAGCCCGGGGUUGUUUUCCCCGCUCCUGACAGGAGUUUUGCAGGGAAGUGCUGUUUCAGCACUCUCCUCCUCCUCCUCCUCCUCACUGCCCAUCUGUUCCUCGUGGUACAUCCGAGAGGGCUUAGAGGAGGCGAGGUCCUCGGGUUUUUGA
Messenger RNA from Athene cunicularia (burrowing owl), 632 nucleotides. It is a transcript of the gene EFNB1, whose product is annotated as ephrin B1. The transcript is spliced from 2 exons. Lineage: Eukaryota; Metazoa; Chordata; Aves; Strigiformes; Strigidae. The coding region runs from base 177 to 632 and encodes 151 amino acids. The record is from RefSeq and is a predicted model, not a curated record.